This is a messenger RNA of Ceratotherium simum simum (southern white rhinoceros), 2268 nucleotides long. The record is from RefSeq and is a predicted model, not a curated record. Lineage: Eukaryota; Metazoa; Chordata; Mammalia; Perissodactyla; Rhinocerotidae.
AUGCUUUCUGUUAGUGGAGGAAUGGAAGGGGUACAUGGAGAGGACAUCAACUCAGAUGACUGGCGAGAAAGAGGAGGCCUAGCUAGCCUUCCACUUCCUCCUGAACAAGUGGAGAAAUCAAGUACUGAGAAGGAUAUUUCUAAAUAUUCAGUUCAGAUGGGAGCAGCUCGGUUUCAGUUAACAUACAUGGGACCUUACUUAUUUCAAGAAGAAAGAAGUGAUCCAGAUCCCAGGGUGCAUCAUUUUAUACCAGACACAUGGCAGAGAGAACUUCUUGAUGUUGUAGAUAAAAAUGAAUCUGCUGUGAUUGUUGAUCCCACCUCAUCAGGGAAAACCUAUGCGUCUUACUACUGCAUGGAGAAAAUUCUGAGAGAGGGCAAUGAGGGGGUGGUUGUAUAUGUUGCUCCAACAAAGGCUCUUGUUAAUCAAGUGGUGGGAGUUGUCUGCGAUUUAUUUACCAAAGCACUGCCAGAAGGAUUAGUGGUGUGUGGAGUUUUUACAAGAGAUUACCGUCAUGAUGCCUUGAAUUGUUAGAUAUUGGUGACAGUGCCUCAGUGUUUGGAAAUACUCUUGCUAUCACCUCAUAAUGAAAAAUGGGUGAAAAGAAUGAGAUAUGUCAUAUUUGAUGAGGUUCACUGUCUUGGGGGAGAAAUUGGAGCAGAAGUUUGGGAACAUCUACUCGUUAUGAUUCGGUGUCCCUUUCUGGCACUUUCUGCUACUAUCAGUAAUCCUGAAUAUCUCACUGAGUGGUUGGUGUUAAUUAAAAGAUAUUGGCAACAUGUUGAGAGUACAUCGGAAAAUUCUGGUUCAUCACAAAAUGCCUUGAAAGCUUCGAAGAAAGAACAAAGAAAGAGAAGAGAAAAGCCAUCAUGCAGAGUUAGACUGGUGUGGUACAAAGAGCGAUACAAUGAUCUGGAAAAGUAUGUGUGUUCCCUAAAGGGUAAUGACUUUCUCAUUGAACACUAUCACCCAUGUGCUGCACUUACAGCCAAUCAUAUAGAGAAAUAUGGAAUCCCUUCAGACCUUGGAUUUUCUCCUCGGGAAAGCAUACUGCUUUAUGAUGCUAUGGUACAUGUUUGGCCAGAAUGGCCAAGAAUGCAGGAGUUAGAACCUGAAGAAUUCAGCUGCUUCAAAAAUAAAGUAGUCAUCAUGAGGGGAGAUGCCAAGAAAUAUGAAGAAGAACUGAAAAAGGAAAUGAUUCAUUGGAUUCAGCUGGACCGAAGCAAGGUAAACCUGUUACUGAAGUACCUUAAGCCUCAAACUUUUGACAGUUCAGAGAAUGAAAAGCGAAGAAUGUUUCCCUGCUUUGUGGAAAAACUUAAAGAAAUGGAUAGGCUGCCUGCAAUAUUUUUUUCAUCAUUUAAAGAAAAGUUCAAUGUAGACUUUAAUGAAGAUCUCUUACGCAGACUGAGAGGAACAAGACAAUGCUACAAACUGCACAGUCUGUUAUGGCGGGGCAUUGGAUAUCAUCAUGGUUCAAUGGAGUAUAAACAAAGACAAGUUGUAGAGAUGCUUUUCAGACUGAAGCACAUCAAGGUGGUAACAGCUACCUCGACCUUUGCUUUGGGAAUUAAUAUGCCAUGUAAAUCUGUUGUUUUUAUAGAAGAUUCUGUAGUUUUGGAUGCCUUGAGCUUUCGGCAGAUGUCUGGACGUGCGUUAAGACGUGGAGAGGAUCUUAUAGGAAAUGUUUUCUUCUAUGAUAUUCCAUUAUCUAAGAUACAAAGGCUCUUAAAGUCCAAUGUGCCCAAACUGAAGGGUCAGUUUCCUCUAAGCGUAUCCUUGGUUCUCAGACUUAUGCUGUUAGUUGCCAACGCAGAUGACAAAGAGGAUGCCAAAGCCAAGGCAUUAUCAGUUCUCCAACAUUCAUUGAUGUCCUUCAAGCGACCAAAGAUCGAGUGCAUGUUAAAAUUUUACUUUAUAUAUCCUUUGCAAUUCUUGGUCACAGAGGGAUACCUGAAUCAAGAAUGUAUUCCCGUUGGAUAUUCUGGACUUGUGUCCCAUUUGCACUACCAUGAACCUGCAAAUUUUGUUUUAGUAAGCUUGCUGGUAAAAGGCUUAUUUCACAAGUUGUGUAUUCCAACCAACGUAGAUGGCCAAAAGACAUUUUCUGAAGAUGUGAUGGAAACCUUAGUGGUGGUGUUAGCCAAUCUUUUCGGAAGAUGGCAUUUUUCUCCUUGUGUGAAGAACUUUAAAAAGAAAUUUUCUCGUUCCACGAUAGAUGCAGCUACAUCUCCUGAUGUUGGAAAUGUGGCCUUCUGUAAGAGAUGA